AUGUCUAUGGCUAUUACUUUAAAGAAUACUGCACUCUCGUAUUGAUCGGAAAAGAAGCAGGUGCCAUAAUUUGAACAAGAAGACCUCUGUGAAUAUGAGUAUGCAAAAACAUUUAAAUUUUUCACAUCAAGUAUUCAAAAACGAUCCAAUCUUAUUCGAGAGUUACGUUGGAAAGAAAAUUAAGAUAAUGAUGAAGGACGAAAAUAUUCACUUUGGUGUUGUUUACACGGUUGAUCCGGUAUCAGAAAGCAUUGUGGUUCUACAGUCCAAAACGUCUACACAAUAUCGUCUUAAAAUAAUAUUCAGUCAUGCGAUAAAAAAUGUCGAAGUAACAUCGGAAGUCGAAAUGCUUGUGCCGGAAUUGUUUUCAUUAUCACCUGCAAAUCUUUCACAUGUGAUGGUUACUAAAAGAAAGAAUAUUGUUAUGCAAUUAUUAUUGGACAAUCGAUUUCCAGUUAAAGAGGAGGAUGGUAUUUUAUUGAUAGAAGAUACUGUCUCGAUAGAACCCCCAUAUUAUCCCGAAAAUUGUACCUGUACUAAUAGUAUUAUUCUUAAUAAAGUACAGAGUAUUUUACGCAAAUAAAUGUAAAAGUUGAAUAAAA
Temnothorax curvispinosus is the source of this 602-nucleotide messenger RNA. RefSeq names its product gem-associated protein 6-like. The record is from RefSeq and is a predicted model, not a curated record. The coding region runs from base 95 to 583 and encodes 162 amino acids. Gene Ontology annotation, biological process: spliceosomal complex assembly; spliceosomal snRNP assembly. Gene Ontology annotation, cellular component: nucleus; SMN complex. NCBI's taxonomy places the organism in Eukaryota, Metazoa, Arthropoda, Insecta, Hymenoptera, Formicidae. The transcript is spliced from 2 exons.